AUGGCAGAGACAGCUAGCCUCGAUUUCAACAAUAUUCCGGGGUAUACCACGAUCGGGACCAUGUUCGGGACCGUAUUGUAUGGUAUUGAAGUCGCCCAAAUGUACUAUUAUACAUGCAACUACACCAAGGAUCCUAUAUGGCUGAAGAUACUGGUCUUGUACAUUUCAAUGCUCAGGAUAACUGAUACGUUCAAGGAAAUAAGCUGCAUCGUGAUCGAGCAGAUUGUGGAUUAUGUGGAAAGCGGGACAGUGCAAUGGUACGCAGAGGAAUUCUUCUGCAUCGCAUUGCCACUGACUUAUCUGCAAAGCUAUUAUAUCUACAUCAUCUGGACAAUAUACUUCAAUGCGUUUCUUGCUAUAUUGAACGCGCACCAUUAUAUAAACGAAGCUGGAGAGCCUGUCUCAAUACUUGUAUCCUCCUUCAUCGUGAGAUGGAGCCCAUCACCGCGUAGCGUCGACGCUUCCACGGGAGCGUCUCUGCCCCACUGCUCAAUGGAGAUGCCGACGAUGGUAUACGAACACAGAAGUAGCUAUACUGCCAAAGACAUGGGAUCAAUGCUAGAGUAUUUAGAAGAUGAGGAUAAGAUUAAGAUUGAGGCAAGGUGUCGACGUCCCCGCGAGCACUCCGCUAUGUCUGAGACCACUCGGCUCAAUUUCAACAAUUCCCUGGGAUUCUAUGGUAUCGCAGUUGCUCAGAUGUGCUACUACGUAAGCAAGUAUAUCAAAGAUCCUUUGUGGCUGAAACUGCUGGUACACUUCCUCCUCAAAGUUCUUGAAGCUAGUUCUGAUUCACAUGAGAACCUGGUACUAAACACGAAGCAGACGUUAUGGUUUAUCCUUGUGCGACACCACGCGGAUCUGGUAGCCCUAUUGGAGGUACCCACCUAUUACAUUUAUAUCAUCUGGAAAUUGGGUCCGCGCACAUGGUGGAACCGUUUGUGCUGCAUAUCUGCGAUGCUGCCGAAACAGGCAAUCAUGGCCGAAGCUACAUUGGGACACCUAUCUUCCCGCAUUUGCCCCACGCUAAUGGAGGUCUACUUCAAAAGCCAUCGCUAUGACGCGUCUGCGUCCGUGGACCUCUUUAGACUGACCAUUACGACCAACGUCAUCACGCUUGUGACCGACCUGUACAUCACGAUUUCCCUGUGCUUUGUGUUUCAGCGAGCGCGGAUUCCCACAGAGCGAUCUAUCCUCGAGAGCGAUGCGGCACGCUCGGAAGGCAUUCUUUCCAAGCUGGUUAAGUACACCGCUAAUCGAGGCCUCAUCUUUUGUUUGCAACAAGCAGUCAUGCUCGGGACAUAUAUAUGGGACUACAAAACAGGGGUACAGGUGACCGAGGUGUUCUCAUUCUCCCGGGGGGCAUGCUAUCUCAAUGCAUUUCUAGCAGUCCAGUCUCAAAUCUCGUGUUUCUCUUGGGCGGAUGGGACCGAGCCAGAACCCUGUGCGACAUUAGGGACCUCAGGCCAAACAGAACUCAAGAUCUCUGCCGUGGAGACACUCAAGCGACUCUGCAUGAACGGCGACGUGGGGGAUAGCAGCUGUCGAGUCGAGUCGGCCCGUGGCGUAAAGAGGUGGUCAUCUGGAGGAAGUGAUGCGAUGUUCCUUGAACCAUUUCGAAUAACUGCGGCAAUGAUCUUUCCUGUACGCGAGAUCUCCGAUGUGUGUCUAGUCACACUUGUAGCGGAUGGCAUAUCGCUGGAUGUAGAAUUGACGGCAGUGGGACGGGAAGACGUGGAAGGCAUAGAGAUCGGAGAUGAAAUGCUAGUCAUAGACGAGCUCCCCGAUGAGGAACUAGAACUGGUAACGCUGGUGGUGGAGCUGGUGCUCGACAAAAUCAACUGCGGCGGAGUCGAUGAUUCAUUCGGCAGUACCGAAUUUGUCGAGACGGAAAUGGGCGAGAUGGACGAGCGCGAAGUAGGAAGAUGCGUAGCCGAGAGCGUCCUGAGCGGUUGCAAACUAGAGGUGCUACUUGAAAUACUAGUGCUAUCUGACGUCGCAUUUUCCGAGGAGGCUGAACUUACAGAGGUCGUACUGGGCGUAGAAGAAGUAGCCGACGUAGAACUAGACGAAAUCAAAGCGAGGGAAAGUGACGAAGUGCUGUGUGCUGAACUUGUUUCAGACGUGGUCACUGCCGAUGUUGUAGACGGCCAGACUACCACUGUAGUCUUUGUGACAAUGACCGUCGUGACGGCAUCAAGUUCUUGGUUCUCCAGUGUGAGGCUCAUUGCGAGCGUUGCAUUGAGGCCCAGUUCGUCGCUAGCAUUCGCGAGUGUACCCAACAGGAGAGUCGCAUCACUGGAGGCACUCUCGGUCCUCCACAAUGAUUUUGGGCAGCUAUUGGACGAGUCGGCAGAAACGGUUCAUGAGCGUAUGACGAAGGAAACACAAGUAUCUCGCCUGGUCGUCGAGGGUUGGAGGGUAGGGAACGGUAGCCAGCUGCCGCUGGCAUGGAGCGAGAUGGAUGGAUGA
Postia placenta MAD-698-R-SB12 is the source of this 2469-nucleotide messenger RNA. RefSeq lists its product as hypothetical. The record is from RefSeq and is a predicted model, not a curated record. The transcript is spliced from 26 exons. Lineage: Eukaryota; Fungi; Basidiomycota; Agaricomycetes; Polyporales; Adustoporiaceae. Bases 1 to 2469 code for a protein of 822 amino acids.